UGCUGUCUGUCCUGCUGUGUGUCCUGCUGCUGCUGUGUCCUGCGGUCAGCGGCCAAGGCCGCCUCAAGCUGACGGUCCUGUCUGAAGACAGGCUGCAGAUGAAGUGGAAGGAGGCCGACGGACCCGUUCAGGGCUACAAGGUCCGAGUCAGACCCAUCUCAGAUGAGCCGCAGCCCGAGCUGAUGCUGACCACCACCAGGGGGCGGGCCACCGUGGCAGGACUGGACUCCCGCCAGGAGUACUCCCUCCAGGUGCUGCUGCUCAACGGCACUACGGAGAAGCUUCUGGCCAAGAGGCGCUUCACCAUGGAGAGUCUGCGGGAGGACGAGAUGAUCCGGACUGGCAGUCGGGAGCAGAAGAAGAAGCUGCUGCCCGGCGGCUCGGGGUCUGGAGACCUGGACGAUGCUACCGAGCCCCUGCUGGGCCUGCCCACGGUGUUAUACCCAGAACCCACCACUGCCUCCGCCUCCGCCUCCGCCACUGCUGCUGCCACUACUGCAGAGCCGGCGGCUCCUCAGACCACCUCCCGGCUCCCCGAGGAGGCUCCGGAGAGCGCCGCCCGCGAGAAGAGGAAGAGGAAGAAGGACCGAGAGCGAGAGCGAGAGCGAGAGCCUUCCACUGGGGAGAGGAGAGAGGUGCAGGAUGGGAGCAGCCGGGGGAAAGCCGCCCCGGAGAAACCCCGCAAGGCGCCUCACCCCACCCAGCCCGUCACAGGGGCGGGCCCCAGGAAGCCCUUCCGGUGUGAGACGGAGGCGGCGGCGGACGUGGUGCUGCUGGUGGACGGCUCCUGGAGCAUCGGCCGGACCAACUUCAGACGCGUCAGGGACUUCCUGGAGGGCCUGAUGGCGCCCUUUCGCAUCGGGCCGCACCACAUUCAGAUCGGCCUGACUCAGUACAGCGGAGACCCCCGCACUGAGUGGCAGCUCAACAACUUCACCACCAAAGAGCAGCUGCUGGAGGCCGUGAGGAACUUCAGGUAUAAGGGCGGAAACACCUUCACAGGCCAGGCGCUGCUGCAUGUCAUGGAGGAGAACAUGAAGCCCCAGGCGGGCGCCAGGCCCGACACGCCGUUCUUCCUGGUCCUGCUGACCGACGGGAAGUCGCAGGACGACGCCAUCGCUGCGGCCAAUCGGCUCAAGAACGCGGGCGUGGAAAUCAUCGCCGUCGGAGUGAAGAAUGCAGAUGAAGCUGAGCUGCGACAGGUGGCGUCGGAGCCGGUGGACAUCAACGUCUACAACGUCAACGACUUCCCUCUGCUCAGCAAGCUGGUCGCACGGCUGGUGCACAUCCUGUGUGGGAGGAUCGAGGACCGCGGCAUCACGAAACGCAUGGAGCCGAGUCCCACGGCGGACCUGGCCCUCUCGUACCCCAGUCCCACUGACCUCCGCUUCUCUGAACUGGGAUCCCGAGAGGUGAAGCUUCACUGGACCAGUCUGGCCAAGUCCGUCAAGCAGUACCGAGUGGUGUACCACAGCGCCGAGAGCCAGAGUCCACUAGAGGUGGUGCUGCCUGGAUCAGAGUCCACCGUCCGGCUGGAGGGCCUCUCCUCUCAGACCCUGUACCACAUCUCCAUCUUCCCGGUGUAUGAGGCCAGCAUCGGCCUGCCUCUCAGAGGAACCGUCACCACCAUGCCUCUGGCCAUGCCUGCUAACCUGCAGGUGGCGCCGUCCUCCUACAGCUCGCUGCGAGUCAGCUGGGACGGAGCAGCCGGAGCCACGCAGUACAUGAUCCUGUACUCCGCCCUGAGCCACGGGGAGCCCGACGACGCCAAGGAGGAGAAGUUCGGUGCAGAUCAGACGGCGGUGGAGCUGUCGGGGCUGCAGCCGUCCACGGACUACUCCGUCACUCUGUACGCCCUGUACGACGAGGACCCCAGCGACCCGGUCACCGCCGUGGCCGCCACCUCGCCCCUCCCCCCGCCGGCGAGCGUCCACUUCCCCGUGGUCACCCACAGCGCCCUGAAGGUGAGCUGGGUGCCCGGCUCCGAGGGCGUGCCCGGCCACCGGGUCACCUACAGCACCAACCACGGCAGCGACGUCAAACAGGUGGAGGUGUCAGGACUGAACUCGGUGCUGGUGCAGAACCUGUCCUCCCUGUCCAGAUACCUGGUGUCGGUUCAGGCUCACUACCCACAAGGCCUUUCUGCAGCCCUCACCACCAACGUCACAACACUGAAGGUCCCGCCCCCGUCGGACCUCCGGGUGUCCAAUUUCUCCGGCAGCGAGAUCACGGUGCGCUGGAGGCCUGCAGCCGACGACGUGGUUUCCUACCUCAUCAAGUGGAUCUCUCUGAGCGGAGGAGACCUCAGACAGCUGAGGGUGAGCGGCGAGAGUGAAGGAGCCAUCCUGGAGGAGGUGGAGGACAAUAAGGAGUACCAGAUCUCUCUGUCGGCGCUGUACGGAGACGGAGCUCAGAGUGAAGCUGUGGCUGUUCGCUACAGCACCUUGUCGGGUGGAGGUCCGUCCAGUGUGACGGUGUCUGAGGAGACGGCGGUCAGCCUGGUGGUCAGCUGGGUUCCUCCCAACGCUCACGUCCUCCAGUACCGAGUGUCCUAUACCGCCCUGACGGGUGGAGCCGACGCCCAGGACAGCACCGUCCUGGCCCCGGGCGGAGACGACCGGGUGCUGCUGGACUCGCUACAGCCGGACACCCGCUACAGCAUCUUGGUCACGGCGGAGUACCGCGACCGAGAGGGAGGCAGCGGCUCCACGCAGGGCAAAACCACCAGUUUGCGGGUGAGCAGUGUGAGCGUGGUCCGGUCAGAUCACUCCAGCAUCUGUGUGUCCUGGAGGCCGGUGUCUGCCGUCGACGGUUACCGGAUCGUCAUCCAGUCUGUUAAAGACAGACAAACCACUGAAGAACUGGUGUCGGACUCCAGCAGCAGCCACUGCUUCACCCAGCUGGAGGCGGAGACGCUGUAUCGCAUCAGCGUUCACUCACUGCUGGGCCCAGCAGAGGGCGCCGCAGUCUCCAUACUCCACCCAACAGCUGCAGCUCCGGCCAGAAUCAACAUCCACCCUCGGAUGUAUCCCAUCCACAACGAAGUCUGUCCUGAAGUCACCAUCAGAAACAACGUCGUGAAAGGGUUCGACAUGAUGGAGGCGUUCGGCCUGACCCCUAAGGCUCACUCUUCGGUGGAGGGAGUAGCAGCAGAGCCCUUCGUCUUCAACACGCUGCCGGCCUACAGCCUGUACAGAGACGUCCAGCUGACCCAGAGCACCAAGUUCAUCCACCCUGCAGGUUUCUCUCCAGAGCACACCAUCAGCAUCGCCUUCCGCAUGUUGCAGGAAACUCCCAGGGAGCCAUUUGCUCUCUGGCAGCUCACCGACAAUGACUUCCAGCCCAAGAUGGGCGUGGUGAUUGACCCUACGACCAAGCAGCUGCUGUACUUCAGUCUGGACUACAGAGGGGAGGUGCAGGAGCUGACCUUCGACCAGCCGCAGGUCCACCGUCUCUUCUACGGCAGCUUCCACAAGGUCCACCUGUCGGUCAGCCAGGUGAGUGUCUCCCUGUCUGUGGACUGUGAGCAUGUGGGAGAGAGACCCGCUCGCCCCGUAGGCAGCCUGCCCACCGACGGCUUCGAGAUGCUGGGAAAACUGACCAAGACCCGAGGACCCAACAGUGGAUCUGCCCCGUUUCAGCUGCAGUCGUUUGAGAUCAUCUGUAACACCACCUGGGCUUCGGAGGACACCUGCUGUGACCUGCCUGGAGUGAGAGAUGAUGAGAGCUGUCCCACGCCUGCUUACAGCUGCACCUGUUCCUCCGACAUCCCCGGAGCUCCCGGUGAGCCGGGACCAAACGGCAAGCCGGGUCCUCGUGGGGAGAAGGGUGAGAAGGGCGAGCGAGGUCAAAAGGGGGAGGUGGGUCCUCCAGGCAAGCCUGGAUAUGAGGGAGGCCUUGGAGCCGUGGGCCGUCCUGGACCGCUCGGGAUCACUGUGCACGGCAAAGUGGGUCCACCGGGUGUGCGAGGAGAGAAGGGAGAUCCAGGACGGCCUGGAGGACAGGGCCUACCAGGACCUCCGGGUCCCAAAGGGAAGGAGGGGAUCGCUGGCCCCCAGGGCAUCCGGGGAGUGGAGGGCAACAUCGGAGCGCCCGGCAUCACUGGACCCCGAGGCUUCCAGGGAAUGCCUGGAUAUCCUGGUCCGAUGGGGGAAAGAGGCCCUGCAGGGCCGGUGGGACCUACGGGUCUGCCAGGGGACAAAGGCGAACGAGGAGAAAAGGGGGAACCUCAGUCCAUGGCUGUGAUCUACCAGCUGGUCACACAGGCCUGCGAGCAACUCGUACACAAGGAGGUGCUGAAGCUCGAUGCCUUCAUCAACGAGAUCAGCCGGAAGCCGGCUCCCAUCGAGGAGCCCGCAGGGGCCCCGGGAGAGCCGGGCAUCCCGGGGCCGAAGGGCCCCCCGGGCACCAGGGGGAGCCAGGGCCGUGUGGGGGCCAGGGGGAGGCCGGGUAAACCGGGAUAUCCUGGAGAGCAGGGGAGAAGAGGAGCGUCCGGGAACAAAGGAGACCCCGGCGCCAACGUCCACGGACCCCCGGGCAUCAAGGGAUUCGCAGGCACCGCCGGCGAGUCCAAGGUGGGAGACCCGGGGCCUAAAGGAGAGGACGGGAAGCUGGGACCGCCCGGAAUCCCUGGACCUCCCGGUCAGCCUGGAGAGAUGGGUCCACCGGGUGUGUGUGACAGCAGUGGAGGCUGCCGCAGUGUCUCCCAGCAAACAGACUCUUAUUAUGGCUACCAGCCCUGAACGAAGUGACCGGCUGCUGAACGACAGACUAAGGAUGAAGCCCCGAUGCGCCGCUGAAGGUCGGAUGAGUUGAACUUAUAACUGACUGACGUGGAAACUCCACUGGACGUGGACACACACACACACACACACACACACACACACACACACACACACACACACACUCACAGGAAGGAUGUCUGGUGUCUCCUGACAGCUCUGGGCUUUUCUCUGAGCUGAGCUGGGAGGUGAAUUGAUGCAGUUUCCUCCCGGUGGGAUCAGCAACGUCUCACGCCUCGCGCUCGCACUGAAAACUUUUGUGACUGUGUUUUCUGUAAACGUGCACUGUAGUUCAGCCAUCUGUCUGGUUCGUGUGUAUUUCAUGUGCCGUUCUAACCUUAAACUGCCUCAAGGAUGAUGAGAGUGAUCCGUGGGGAAGCUCUUCCUCCUCCAUGGUGUGACUGAUACUGUGAGAACGUCUCGUCAUGUAUGAUAAAUGUAUAUUGAUUAUUGUAUUUACUGUAUCGUAUUCAUGUAUAUUUUAUACCAUAUGAAAUACUGAUCAAUUAUGUUUACAUUUUCUUCUUCUGGGUGGUAAAAGCGAAAAAGAUGGUCCGACUCUCUUCAUCUCUUUUGUUUUGUAUUUUUUAAUAAAAUCCCUGAAGUUGUCUCAUGAAUCGUGACGUUUCCACUUUUUUCUAGACAUCCUGAAUCAGUCAAGAGAUAGUUACUUUCAAAUGCAGGAUAUCGGUAGGAAAAGGAAAAACUGAUGCUGGAAGUGUGUGAGAUGCAGCACUGGAGUGAAGUCAUUUCAGUCUGUCCUGACUGUGAUUUUGCAGACUUUAUUAAACAUCCCGAUUAUUCAUAAAUGGGAUCA
Molecule: messenger RNA, 5598 nt
Organism: Salarias fasciatus (jewelled blenny)
Lineage: Eukaryota; Metazoa; Chordata; Actinopteri; Blenniiformes; Blenniidae
Product: collagen alpha-1(XX) chain
Exons: 41
Coding region: 99-4742 (1547 amino acids)
Molecular function (GO): protein binding
Source: RefSeq, a predicted model, not a curated record